UUACCUACCGGAAGCAUUGUGUACGUCAGUCAUUUUUGAUCUAUAGAUUUUUUACAAAUUAGAAUUUUCUUUCCUUAUUUCUUACAUACAUUUUCUAAAUAAAUAACAUAGGUGCUACAAUUUGAUUGUGAACAUUAUUUUAUAUUGAUCUUACAUUAAUUAUAAGCCCAAAACAUGUCCGGUGAACCAGACGUAGCUCGCACUCCCGAAGAGGAAACCGAAACUGAGGAGGAGGAGAUCAAAUCCUCUUACAAACCUCCGCCAGAGAAGACGAUUGAGGAGAUCUUGGCCGCUGACCAGGAGGAUGAGUCGUUGAGGAAGUACAAGGAGGCAUUGCUGGGACAGGUGCAGGCUGGCCCUGUUAUUGUUGACGCGAACGACCCGAGGAAGGUGAUCGUCAAGAAGCUAGCGCUCUGCGUCACCGACCGGGACGAUCUGGAGCUCGACCUGUCUGGGGACCUCACCGAUCUCAAGAAGCAGGUGUUCGUGAUAAAGGAGGGCGUGCAGUACCGGAUAAGGAUCGACUUCAUCGUUCAGCGUGAGAUCGUGCACGGCCUGAAGUAUGUGCAAAAAACCUACCGUAUGGGGGUGCCUGGUGAGUGACUAAACCGAUUUAGAUGGGAUUCGAUAGAAUUG
Zerene cesonia (dogface butterfly) is the source of this 636-nucleotide messenger RNA. RefSeq names its product rho GDP-dissociation inhibitor 1 (gene RhoGDI). The record is from RefSeq and is a predicted model, not a curated record. NCBI's taxonomy places the organism in Eukaryota, Metazoa, Arthropoda, Insecta, Lepidoptera, Pieridae. Gene Ontology annotation, cellular component: cytosol; membrane; cytoplasm. The transcript is spliced from 4 exons. Gene Ontology annotation, molecular function: protein binding; Rho GDP-dissociation inhibitor activity. The coding region runs from base 175 to 603 and encodes 142 amino acids. Gene Ontology annotation, biological process: Rho protein signal transduction.